ACAUGUUAUCUACUUACUUUAGGAAUAUAUUUAUAAAAGUGAAAAAACGAUAUAAUUUAGGCAAACAAAACGAACAAAAUGCACUCAAACAAUCUACUGUCACUUUAAUUGUCAGUGGAACCAUAAUUACAUCAUAACUGAACUAGCGUAUUGAAGUAUUGAACAGUAAAGACAUAUUGUAAUAAAUAAAUUAGAAUUGUGAGUUAGUGCCCAAGUAUUAUAUAAAUUAAUUAGUACCUUAUAAAUUAUAAAUAAAAUGUUUUAAAAAAAUAAACUAUAAAUAAAUUAAACAAACGUUACAAGAUUAUAAACUUGCUUCAGCUUACAUAAUAGCUGUACAUAGUGAAAUAAUAUAAGUGCUUAUAUACCUUUAUGAUUGAUAAAUAAACGGGAUAGCUGUCGAUCACGCGAAACAAAGCAAAUAUGUUGGAGUCAUGGAGGUCGGAAUGAAUCUCAUUGUCUAUCUGUCGAGUGUAAAUGUAGAAAGGCUAGUAACCGUAUGUCUCGUCGUGAUGGGCUGAGGAAACAUCACAUGAUGGUUCUGCGUGAUUUUUGCAUAGAAAGAACGUAUCUAUUUUUACUAUACUUAUGUUAGUGAUAGUAAAACAGAUUUACGAGUGUGAAAGAGGUAGGCACUCGUAAUUAAAUUAUUGGAAAUUUUCCAUGAGGGAGAACAUUGUAUUUAGGCGCUUAAAAUAAUAAGGCAGGUGUCAAAAUAUGGCAUUCGAAAAACAUUUACUGUUGCCAUGGGUCAAGGCCGGUUUGUGAUUUGUGAAAGAUUUUUAAAUAAAAUAUGUUGUUGUUUACUAUACAGUGUGUCCGAAAUUGGUGAUGCAUGUAUUGCGAUCUUCGAAAGUGUUAGAGAUAGAAAAACAGUUAAAUGGGGAAAGUUUUAAACAAAUCUGUUUAUAUUUCAAUGCCGUUUAGUUUGAGAUUUUUUCUCUUUUGGUUUUUGAGACAUUUUAAAAAACUAAAAUGACGCAUUUCCGAAAAUACCCUGUAUUUUCUUUUUUAUGAAAAUUUCUUAAAAACAAAAUCAUAAUUUUUGGUUUUUUAACCCAUAACCUAACUUUUUUUUACUAAGUGUGAUACAUCAUUAGGAAGGUAAAAAAGGGGGCAUUUCGAAACAGUAAAAAUCCAAUCUGGCGCCCAAAUGAAAAAACAAAGUUGAUGAUGGUUCCAAGAAACUAAAACGUUGCAAAUAAAAUCUGACGACACAGGCGUUUUCUACGUAAAGUUGUUCCAAGAAAGUUUUUAAAGAUUUCAGAAAUUUUCAUGAAUCAAGAAAAUACAGGGUAUUUUCGGAAAUGCGCCAUUUUAGUUUUUUCAAAAUAUCUCAAAAACCAAAAGAGAAAAAAUCUCAAACUAAACGGCAUUGAAUUAUAAACAGAAUUGUCUAAAACUUUCCCCAUUUAACCGUUUUUCUAUCUCUAACAGUUUCGGAGAUCGCAAUACAUGCAUCACCAAUUUAGGACACACUGUAUAUUAUUUAUACGGGGUGGAUUAUAAAGAGAAUGAAAAAAAGCUUGUCAUUUUUGAACACUGUUAAUUAUAAUUCCUCAAUGGGACCAUGUGUCUGGUCUGCAAUGCGAUUCAAACGGCCUACCGUGUAGGAAACGGCCCUAAGGUUACGCAAGUUUUUGAUUUGCACCUACAAGAACCGGAGGCGACCACAUGUCUUGCCGCGGCCUUGCCAUCACCGGCCGACAUGUCCGAAUCGGAUCUUCGGGAAGAAGUUUUCGCAUUCGCGACGAUUCGCGAGAACAUAGGGUUAGAAUGAGUCAUGCGCCGAUAUUUGGCCCGCUACCAAAACCGGUGAAGGCUCUGCGAGGGUAGCUGCAGUACAAGGGGAGCGCUCGGGGGCUGCAGACCUCUCCGCAACCCUUGCGAAUCGAUUCACUUGUGUGCCUCUCCUCUAUCGCUCGUCUCAACGUUAACAACUGAAAAAAAAAAAAUCUUCAGCAGAAAUAGUUUUUUUUUUGGAAUUAUUAGGCUCGUUUUUACGAGCUAUGGAAGAAGUCCUAACGGAAGGCAAAAAUUUCAAGUUGGUUACAGAUUCAGAGCUUCCAGAGAUUAUUGACUUUCUGAGUAAUUACUUACCCGAUUCAAUCAAGUUUCAUCAGACGCUGAAGACGUACUUAAAGGAUCACGUUUGGGAUUUUCAUUUCUACGUCACGAAAACGUGGCCGGAACAGGCUGUGAUUUUACAUUUUCCAGGAAUGACCAGGACGCCAAACGGUAAGCUGUACGAAAGCUUCAGUGUAUUUUGUCCCUGUGAUCAAUUAGAGAACAUACGUUUGCUGACAGACGAAGACAUGUUGAUCGACUGGACUCAACCCAUUUACAUGAACUUCACUCACGCUAAAAUCAUGGAAAAAAUAGAGGAACUUUAUGGUGGAACAAUGGAGAAGCUGACGGGCGAGGUAUAUUGUCAGAUAGAUGAAAAAAUCGGAAACGAAGAGGAAUGUAAUAUCACGGUAUUCGCAGAGGACGCGGAGAUGAUGCAGCUGUCACCCGAGCACGCUCAAAUAAUCCACGACUUGUACCCGGCCAAUCACAUGGAGUGCGUCGAAGUGUUCGAAAAAUUGAUCGAAAAACUGCCGUGCUACGGCGUUUUCUCCGCCACUGGCGAGCUCGCCGCUUGGAUGGUGCAGUCCUAUUACGGGGCCAUGUUUUCCAUGCAAACGCGACCUGAGUAUAGGAGAAAGGGAUAUGGACUGAUUCUUGCUAAGUACCUGACCAAAUUGGUAAAAGAACGCGGUUACAUGCCGUUCGUGGUAAUCCGUCCCGAAAACGAUGCCUCGAAGGGCCUCUACGCGAAGCUCGGCUUCAAGAAGUACUUCGAAACGGUGAGAGCCAUCUUGCGGCCGCACGAGAUGUCAAGCGACGCGCAAGGCGGAGGAGGGGGAGGCGGGACGCAGCAGAACGGCCAUUAGCUCAAAUAAACUAAGAUAAAAAAAAAACAACCAGCGAAAUUCAUUCGUACCUAAGAGAGAUGCGAAUCUAAAAAGAUAUGGAAUCGUGAAGAUUUAAAAAAGAAGCCGAUUGGAAUGGAUUUCGUUGUAAACUAUACCAGUGUAGGAAUAGACGACUAAUUCUCUAUCAAGAAAGUAGCUCGUUGGAGAGGUUGUAAUUAAAUUAUAAAUGAAAUGGAGUGUACUUGCAAUAUAAAUAGUAGACAAAUUAAAACAGCAGGUAUUUUAACUAUGAGGAAUUUUAAGAAUUAACAUAUCAAAUCUGUGUUUCGUUCUUCCCUUUGAGAUGUCAGAAUUUGGUUUUAUUCUACACAUGUUUUCCAUUCUCCUUUAUUGUAUCCCCUUUUUUCUGCUUUCUCCUCUGUUAUUUGUUAUAUCCAUGCUUUUCUUGAGAAUCAUUAUCAAUCAAAAUAAAUGCGUAUGUUAUUUCUAAAGCUACAACCCUCUUUUUAAAUAUAGGAGAACAAUUAUAAUUCUAGGAAAGCUCUCUAUAGUAUUGAAUAUGUUUUAGUCUUGCUUGUAUUGAUACCUUUCUUUUAUUUAAGUAAACCUAUAAUUUUUUCGUUACUCAUUUUAACACCUUUUUUCAUUAAGUACCUAAUCCUUAUUGUACUUCAGACCAUUUCAUGCAAACCAACAUGUAUAUCAAUUAGACAGCUCUUGUGACUCCGUUCUGCACCAUCUUGUGACUAAGUUAAAGAAGUCUCAGUAACCAAAAAAUACUCCUAGAUGCAUUUGUUGACAUACAAGGAGUUUUAGGUAACACCUUCAUUAAAUUAAUGAUAGUUGCUUGAAAACGUAAAAUAGGAAACUCCAUCUGCUGGUAAAGGGCAAACCAUGCAAUUGAAUAUCCAAAAGAGAUGCUUCUCAGGUUUUGUUUAUGAUGAUAACUGCCGUUUGCUUGAUUAUCCUUAUAACUUCUUCGUUACUUCCUAUACGUCUAUCCCAUCUUGCCUUUUAAAUCUCUACCUCAUCUCCAUUAUGCAUUGUACUAUAUUAAAACUGAUCCUAGUAUGUCUCCUUGUAAUACUCCAUAUUUAAUUUCUUUUAAGCCUCAUAUUACGUAUGUAGUUGUUCGAUUUUAGUUGAUCAACAAAAAUUGAAUGAAAAAUGUAGUGAAAACCUUUGUUUCAAUAGAGUUGAUCUACGUUAUCUUUAAACAAAAAAAGUUUGACUCAAUCUAACUUUUGGAUGGACCAUCACGAACCGCUUGCAAGUUUAAACUUGUAUUGAAAUGUCUGAACUAGGCAGUCAUUAUGAAUUGUGUAGUAUGCUUUUUAAAAUUAAUAAUAAUAAUAAAACAGAAAUUGGUAUGAUGACAAUUUCCUUCCACGCACUUCACAGGAGUUCUCUUUUCGUGACGCAGCAAUUUCGCUCAGGUUUGGAGAGUACUUUACAAAAAUAACUUAGUACUCUUCCUUGUCCUUCCUGAAUCAAGCACUACUCCAAUUCCUAGAAUAAAUUCUCUCUAUGGUAGUAUGUAGCCUAAUAUUGAUGCUUCCUUAAAGUUUCAAAGGCAGCUUGGCAGUCUUCGUCCCAUUAUAACUCUCUUGCUUCUUCUCUAAGCCAGAGUUAUUUGAUGUUUAUUAGUUGGUUAUGGCUACUGUUUCCGUAGUAAUUGACUUUAUUUUGGAAUAACUAAUAUUUCUCGGGGUUUAGCAUCAGUUGGGCAGCUUAAAGUCUUUUAAAAACAUCUAAGUUCUUCAGUUGUUCAUCAAAUGUCUUCCCCAAAACUAUGAUGUCGUCUAAAUACACAAGGCACGUUUCCCAUAAGUCUUUCAAAUGUCGCAGGGGCAUUAUAGAGUUCAAAUUGUAUGACAAUGAAUUACAAUAAUUUCGAUCCGGUGGUAAAGGCUGUCUCUUCUUUGUCUACUGGGUCUAUUUCUACCUGCCAAUAUCUAGACCUUAAGUUUAAAGUAAAAAUCAAUUUACUUCUGCCCAAUGUGUCCAGAUUAUCAUUAAUUCGAGGCAUAUGAUAAUUUUUUUCUUGCUAACAUUGUUCAACUAACGCAUGACGGUAUUCCACAAAGAUCCUCGAAGUUUCACCAUUUUUUUUUUGGACCAGGACUACCUGAGAGACCCGUGGGCUUGUAGAAGCUUCUAUCACCUUGUCUUCCUCCAUUUUCUGAACAAUCCUUUCAGUUUUUUCUCUUUCUGCCUUUGGUAGUCAUCGAGCUGAUUAACGAAACGGCCUGGCAUCACCAAUGUUACCGAACAAAUAAAUACUAGUCUUACUACUGCUGAUCUGAAGAACAAAAUCAAGACUAUUAGAACAAUAUACCAAAACAAACAUUCAUUGGUAUGCAAAUCAAUAACUAAAAAAAUUUUUCAGUAAUUUGUGUUCUUCAGAAACCUGGUGUAAUGUGCCUGGCGUUCAGAUCUUCAGUAUCAAAAGAUUCUGUUGAUGUAUAUUUUUUACACGAACUCAUUUUUAACCAAUGCUAAAGCUGCUUCAAUAAUUCCGUCAACCUUGGAAAUUUCAACUACUAUUGGCCGUUCAAAGACUCUGAAUAUAUAAACCAAAAUUCCAAAUGAAUUAUCUACAAUGCUGCGACCUCUUGAUAAGCCAUUUUUUCCGUUUUGUAGAUAAAUGUGAAAUUUCGUCAGUAGUUUUUAAAUUAUUUCUUUAUCCAUCUUUAUCUUCAGCAAGGUUUCUGAUGAUCCCUAUCUAUUUCUUCUUAAAAUCCUCUGACUCACCCAGAAACGACGUUUCUUUCGAUUUUUGUCCAUUAAUACAUAAAAAUCUGUUCAGUUUUCUUCUAACAAAAUUAAAAUCAUCUCUACACAUUCACGCACAAGUUCAUUAUGACGCCAUUUGUAAAUUGCAACUGCUGAUCAGUUUACACUGAAAUGUGUGAACAAAAACUAAAUUCACGUUUUAUACAAGUUUUGUCGAUCAACUAAAAUCGAUGAACUACAAUCGAUGAACUACAAUCGAUCAUCUAGAAUCGAUCAUCUAGAAUCGAUCAUCUAGAAUCGAUCAACUAAAACCGAUAAACUAAAAUCGAUCAACUAAAAUCAAUUAACUAAAAUCAAUCAACUCAAAUCGAAACACUAAAGUUGACUCGUGAGACCGUGCUUUUAUAGUUUUAAAAUGCCAUUGACUUUUGUUGAUUAACUUCAAUAUUUUCAACAGAUAAACUGCAAAAAUUCAAUCUUUAUCGUUAAACUAGUUCUAAACGAAGUUUUGACGUUUAGAUUUGAAUUCAAUUUGCUUUUAACUCAACUGCAAUGGUUCAACCAACAUUUUAAUUUAAUUACAAUCGAACCAAACCGCUCAAAAAACUAGUAGUUAAAAAAAUCGAUGCUGUGAAACAAACCGUAUUUUAAUGGUAGAAAUAUUUUUGAAAAUAAAACUUAUUUUAUCACGAUACAAUGAUGAUUUUCUAUUUUAAGAGUUUAGUGAAAGUGUAGCUUUGGAUGCUUGAUCAAUAGAGUUUUUUUUUAAGUCAGUUGGUAUUAAUGAAGUGGAGUGUGACUAGAAGUUGAUUAUGGAAUAUAAUUUGAUAUCAAUGUUUCUGUUUCAACCCAUUGAAUACAUCAAAAUACAUUUCGUCUCAAAAUUAACGCAAAUUUAAUAUUUAUCGAUCAAAAUAACUUUACGGCUUAUCCUAAAGUUAUUUUGCUAGUUUUUUUAGUGUUAUUGUAUUUUUUUUUUAUUUAAAGCAAUCUAUGAUGCAGGGGAACAUAAUAUAACAUUAGCGUGCCUUAAAACAAUUAAAAAGAAGUAUAUGAAUAGCUGAUUGAGGAGUUGAAUUACCAAAUUAAAUGUAAGGAUAUAGAUUGUUCAUUAUUUUAUAAUUAUUUUUCUAUACUAUGGACGUUAGCAGAAAAUGUUAUUCCUUAUCAAAGUUGGCGCUUUGCUUAACACCCAAAACGUAAUUGUGCACGAUUUUUGUGGACUUUGAGAGUGCAUUUGAUUCAAUCAACAGAUUAAAAAUAAAGUAAGGACUAAAAAGACUAAUUCCCAAAAAAACUACUAAAUCUCUUAAAAAUUAUAGAUUCAGACACGGUUUUCAAACAUUAAUAUUUCAAAGAUGAGGAAACAUUUUAGACCUAAUUCAGAUGCUAACAUUUUGGCAUUACCUCAGGCAAAAUAUGGAGUAGUUCAGUUAUAUUGUUCCCAAAAAGAUCCAUUUCGGACAUUCGGAGAGAUCUAAUAAAAUUCAGAACAUUUUUAUUUUUAAGAAGAAUGAAAUAAAUAUUGUCACUAAAUUUGAAGAGCAAACGCCGUUGAAGUUUCUUAUGCUAUCUUGGAAUUGGGUAGUGUCUAUAUCUUCUCUGGAAACAGUCAAAAUAUCUUACAAGUCUGGUUAGCAAAAACCAAAAAGAUUCUACUCUGUCAAUAUACAAGUCUUUCAAAAUUUCACAAGCAAAUUAUGUUUAAAAUUAAUUGCGUCAUCAUCCAAUAGCAUGAUAACAUUGUUAAUGUUUUGAAAAUGGUCCAGAUCAUCCAACAUUUUGUCUCACGAACAAUAUUCUGUAACAAAUCCACAUCAGAAUCUGAUGAGUUACUUUCUAUUUUCUCCAACUUUUUCUAUAGUGCCCUCCUUUUGGUCUUCUCUCCAACUUUUGUCUCUUUUUUUCUUCACUUCACAUUCGCUUUUAAAUACUUUUUUUUCGUAGUUUUCUCCAACUUCUGUUUUCUCAUUGAUUGCAAAUUAUGCAGUGAGUUUAGCAUUAUCAUAAAUUCCAUUUGGUUUACCAAGAUUAAAGGCACUAUACAAUUCUUACGAUAGAAUUGGAUUUGCUUCAAUACAACCAGUAUGUUCUUGAAUAUACUGCAAAAAACUGUCCACCAUGAUUUCUUAGUAAAGCCUAUAUAGCUCCAAGAACUGAACCUAAUCUGUUCUUUCAUACGUACCCGAAGGAAAACAUAUGCAGCAGGAAUUUUAUUUCCUACAGUAAAAAUGAAGCCGCGCAUUGUAACUGAUGCACCAGUACUUUUGUACUAUUUCGGCAAUACCUUUGGGGGCCUAAAGAAUUAUUUCGCUUUGGCAAAAGUCAUCUCAGUUUUCAAUUUUAACAAGGAUGUCAAACUUAUAUGUUUAAUAGAUGAGCGUUCAACGACACUCCACAUAACACUGAUCGCUUGUGAAUAUUAGGGCUUAAAAUUUCUCGACUAUGAGUCUUUUCAGCCUUGAACAAAAUAGAACAUUUUCAUUGUUUUUCAACCUCGUCUGAUGUUUGCCCGCAAACCUAUUGAUCUCAUCUUUAACCAUACGCUUCUUCAGUUUUCCAUGGAUGUCUUCGUUGCGGAUGUACCACAUCUAUCUAUCUAUCUAUCUGAAUUAGGGCGUGGUUCAAAGCACACUUGUACUGAAGCUCUAGGCUUAUUGUACCCCUCACAGUUUCUAUCCCAUCAGAUUGAUUUUCUUGAUGAAUUCAAGAAUAUGUCUGAUGGGCGCUUUCGCGAUUUCUUCAGGUUCCGGAUAUUGUACCCCGUUCCCAUUUAAGGUUCCGACAGUGGCAUAGUAUGUGAAUAGGAGUUUCGUCCCCCUCUUCACAUUUUCUACAUAAGGAGUCAUCAGAUAUCCCUAAGAGAUUUAGGUGUCUUCUAGAACCGCAGUGUCCCAGAAGAAGUCCUAUUACGGCCUUGAGUUCGCUUCUGCUAAGGUUUAGCAGUUGAUUUUGUCUGCUCGUGGAUGGCCCCUCUAUGAAUCUUUUGGACUGUCCAGGGAGUUCCAACCAGAGUCUAUGGUAUUCUCUAUUUAUUUGUUCCUUUAACACCCAUUUAACAUGUUGGUAUGAGAUACUACAUGUGGGUUCUGGUUCAAUAAGAAUUUUUUCCGCUCCCUUCCUUGCUAGGAGGUCUGUUUUCUCGUUUCCAAACCCUCCUUCCUGUCCUGGCACUCAUUCAAGGGUGACCUUGUUAUGUUCUGCCAGGGCCUAGAGGGACUGUUGGCAAUCAAAUAUUGAUUUAGAUUGUACUUUUACCCUUUUCAGUGCUUUAAGGGCUGCCUGACUAUCUGUCAUGACGAAGAUCCUCUUAUCUCUAAGAGAGUCAUUUAGCAUGACUUUGUCGCAGGCAUUUAUUGCUGUUACUUUAGUCUGGAAGACUGUUAUCAGUGACCCCAGGUUCAGACUAAUUGUCCUCCCUGAGUUCACAUGGUAAAUCCCAGCUCCUGUGCUGUUUUUGAUUUUCGAACCGUCUGUAUACCAGAUUGAUUCGUUUUGUUUUCCCUAUUUUCCCGGCUUUUGGCCCUUUCUGGUAUUUAAAUAUCGAAAGGUUUCCUGAAGUCGAGAAUAAUGGACGUUCUAUCCGAUGACAUUCUUAGUACCAUGGCGGAUUUUGUUUUAAUUUCUCUAAUAUCAUUGUGUGGUGUCCUUUUCUCGAAAGUUCCCAUCCAAAUCCAUUAGUAAACAGCCUGUAUGCCGCCGCCAUAGCCUCCUUCACCAUUAGGUGUAGUAGAGGAAGACCUAGCAGUAGCUCCAUUGCUGCUGUGGGCGUAGUUCUAAAUGCCCCUGUUAUUAUUAGACAGGCUAGUCUUUGCACCUUGUCUAAUUUUCUGUUAGAUGUUAUGCUUUUAGUCUUGUGCCACCAUAUGACUGAUGAGUAAGUUAUAACAGGUACCACAUACUUUAUUCUGAAUAACUUUGAUGUUAGAAUUCUUGGUGGAUCCCUAGAGUUGGAUGCCAUAAAUCCACAGGGGUUUCAGGAUUUGUUUGUAUAUGAGCAGUUUAUUGUGUAUUGACAACCUGGCAAAAUAUCAAAUGAGCCAAAACAUUUGUCUGAAUUUCAGAUCCAGCUGCUUACAUUUCUUCAUCGCAUGAGUUUUCCACUUUACUUCUGAAUCCAAAGUCAUGCCUUUUUUUCAAAUGACUCAGCUGUACGAUAUACAUUGUAUGGGUCUUGAACUACAGUGCAUCAUUUAAAAUAACUCUAAUCUCAUGAAUGUUUAUGGAAACCGGUAAUAUUACUUUCGUACUAUUGUGAUAGGAGCGCCCUCUGAUAGUAUGAGAGCGUUUAGUAAAGUAAGAGUUUAUCCUGGUUAUCAGAGAUGCCAAAUUGAGAAAAUUUCUGAGCUAGAAACUUAUAGUCACUAUAGAAUGUUUUAAACAUAUGUGUGUUUAUAAGUAAUCUCUGUUCUAGCAAGAUUGGUAGCUGUUGAGCAACCUUUAUAAAAUACAUGCUGCCUGGCGAGAAUUUGUAUAAUUUGUAUACGUGGGAAAUACCUCAUCGGUUAUAAUUUAGUUAUAGUGGAAACCAAAAAAAUCCUCUGUAGUUUUUGAUGUCAGAUUUACUUCCCUUCUUAUAAAUUGGUACUAAGUUGGAGAAUUUCCAGACAGUGGAAAAUGUACCGCUAUCGAAUGAUUUUUCCGGUUUUCUCUUGCAAAUAUCUAAGCUAUUAAUUUUUGAAACCACUGGAUAAUAGAAUUGAACAAAAGAAGCUAUGAUGAGUCUAUUGUGGGAUCGGUAUUGUAGUCUAAAUAGCUUGCAAAAGCAAUAGUGUUUCUAUAUUGUUAUAUCGUCAAUGGUUUAGCAAUAUCCCAUAUGUGCAUAACUUGUGAAUAUUUAUAUUUUGGUACCAUCUCUGUAUCUGUAGCGUGUGGAAGGCACUUAAGCCUCAUUAGGCCCAUUGUGCAUCCUUCUAAGAUGAUAGGCACCUCCUACCUCGCCCAGCCUACAGAUUUAAUGUAGUUGACAACGUCGCCAAGAAGUGCUUCUCUUAUAUCGGCCGGUGUUAGCCGAUACUCGCCGAACACAAAUCUUCUAAUAUAUGAGAGCGUCGAGCAAUCGUAAAGAAUAUGCUCGAUGGUCUCAUCUUCUUGUUCGUACCCUCUGCAGAGUGCGGAUUCUGACAGCCCCAUGAUAUGGAGAUGCUUCCAUACUUGGCAAUAACCAGUCAGAAUGCCUGUGACUAGGCGCAGAUUCUGUCUAGUCAUAGUCAAGUAUUUAUUUGCUGCAGUGUUGUCAGGAUAACUUAAGAGUUCUCUGGCAACUCUGCAGCUUCUUGUUUCAUCCCAUCUUUCCUUGAAUUUCAUAAGGGAAUGUUCUUUAAUUAGGUCUGUCACCUAGUGAAUCAGCAAGACGUUACCUUUCAAUGUGGCGCGGCCUUUGAUCCAUCUUAAGAUGACCACAUUGUUGAUGGAUACUUCGACCAAAGCUUCGUGACAUUCUAGUACUAACCCUGAAUAAAUUCGUGGUCUGUUUAGGGUGAGUAGUGCUUGUCUGCUAUCUGUAUAGAUGAGAAUGUUCCUUCCAGCGAUAUUCUUUCUGGUUAUUUCUUUUGCUGCUAUGAGAAUCCCCGUUAACUCUGUUUGAACUACACUGGCACUAUUGCUCACAGCCCAUUUUAUUUUGGUACCAUAAACGCCAUCUAGUUACUCCCUGCAAAUUUAAAAUAUCUCCUGUUUAUAGUAAGCUGUUAAAAUAUAUUGUCACCUAAUAAUGUGUGCUCUUCUACAAGAACUUCUAGGAAGUUUUACUGAAAAUAUAGUGAUUUUACAUAUAGGAGACGAUGUCAUACGGUUUGGCAGACCAAAACUUUUAGAUGUGCGCUAGUAGAUCCUGAAAUGGCGUGUAAAAGAAUACGAUGCACUUUAUUUACAGUUUUAUUUACAUCACAACGGAACUUAUGUCAGGCCACUUAUGGCAAUGUCUAGGGAUACUUAAGACCUAGAACAUUUAACACCAGGUCAUUUUUUAAUCGGAGCUCCGAUAACGAGCUUUACCUGAUGUUUCAGAAGUUUCAACAAACAGCUUAAAAUUUUGGAAGUUACGUAUCCAAAUGCGGCAACAAUUUUGAAAAAAAUUACAUCUAAGUAACACAACUUCUAAAUGGCUCAAAGAUGUAUCUUUAAGAGAACGGAUGAUAAUGUUCCGUCUUCUCAGUGGCCUAUGGCUCGCAAAAUAAAAAUAAAUCCGGCAUGAAGGACCAAAAAUAAUGUGGGCAACAUUAUCUGGAUGGAUAAGAAGUAAACUUUAGGUUUAUAGGGGUUUGCUGGUAGAUCCUAAAAUCGCGCGUAAUUACGUUUUUGGUGUUAAAUGAAGCCAAUAUAAUCUUCUGUUUUUAAAUUUGUUUAUUAUACUUAUUAUUAAUUGUUAUUUUUAAUAUUAGGGGUUUAAUUUGUCAAGGUAUAAUAACAUUCAAAGAAAAUGUUUAUCAUAAAGCUAUGCUUCCACUAACCAAAUUCCAUAAGGUAAGUUUCAGAAUUACUAGAGAUAACUAUAAUUCUUAUUAUGAACACCCAAAGAUCUGUCACCAAUGCAUAUUAGAAUUAAAUAAAAGAUUCUAUGCUUUAAUUGCUUCAAACUAACCUUCAAAUUGAGGAAUUUAUUCAAAAAAUUAACUUGACGAGUUUUACAAAGUAGAAGAUAUUACUUAUAGCUUUUUGGAACUUUUUAUAUAUAAGUAGAAUGUAGUUUGUUAGCUUACCAGUAACCGUUAUGACUGUGAUAGAAUAAUAUUUUUCUUGGACGACGUUGUAAAAUGAAAAUAUUAUUUCGUAAAAGCGUACAGGGUGGGCAAAAUGCAUAGGUAUGUAAAGAUAAUAUACCAAAUUUUUCAAAUUAAAAAUUGUGUCUUCCUGUUCCGUCUAGUGUGUUUCCAUCCUUCCAUUUUGUUCCUUAGUUUUUGGCCUAAUUAAUCGAAAAUGUGAUAUCCCAAAUAACAAAACGCUAAUGAUCAAAUUGUCUGCAUUAGUUUUUUUGUUAGUGUAAAUAUAAUAACGUUUAAUUUUUGGCUCAAACUUAAAGAGAAGCAUUUUUGCCCUCCUUGUAUCAUAUUUGUAAUUUCUAUUUUGUAAAAUAAUUUUAAAUCCUUGAGUAGACAUUUUGAAAAACUGUUUAUCCUUUGUUGAAAAAAGAAAUCUUGGGAAGUACUUUUGUUUUUAACUUAGAUAUUAAUUUAGCUUUAUUUAAAUGUAAAUGAUUUGCGAUUGGCUGGAGAGGAUAUAAGAAUCCACGUCUCAUUUUUAUUUAAAUACUGUAUAGCUUACUGCGUACUAAAGAUCUUUGUCUUUGCAACCUAUGGCUUCUUCAUAAGUGGAUCCUCCUCCAUAACAACUUCAGAGACGAUGUCGUAUGGAUCUAAAAAUAAGAAAGGCAAAGAAAGAUAAAAAGUUGUAUAUUUUGACGAUCUAGAAUCUAGAAGCUGCAUAAUUUCGUGACUUGGACCUGCUCUCACCGAAUUGGCCUCUAUCACAUCAGAAACUUUUUUCGUUGAUUUGAAGCGGUCACACCAAUGUACAUGCUUAACCAGUGUAUCACGCCACAUAUAACAUAGGGCCAAUCUGUCCCAAUACUAAUCGUGGAUUGUAUUAAUACCUGUGUGAUCCAUAAAGGCCACCUCUUACCAAACACAUUUUAUUUUAACACCGAAUAAAACUCAGUCUAAUUUAAUACUAAUACAUCGUUGACAACCAAAGCUCUUUUUAUAUUGUUUACAAUAACAUCAUUUCUAGGAAAUUUAUUACUUAAACCAAGUUGAGUUUUAUUUUAAACAAAGGCGGGCACAGCGUCCCUUUCUACUGUUAGAAAAACAUGUUGUUACUUUAACUGGUGAUAACGCAGUGAAGCCGAUGAUGAGCCGGCCAAGCGAGCUUGAGGCUGACGAAAUAAUUUUUAACCAGUGAGGAGUGGCUGACGCGCAUGGUGUACACAUCUGUUAUCGGCUAAGGGAUAGCUGUAGGGGUUAAUAUUGUUCUGAAAUCAGUAUUCCUAAAGGUAUAUUGAAUGUAAUGUUGAAUGUUAUGUUGAAUGUAUUUCAACAUCCUCCCCCAAGAAAGGUGGGCCGGGGAGUGAAAGGAACUACCCAGCUAGCACAAAAACAGCCCAUCUACAUUAAUAAGCUGUAAUUUUAGGCUUGCAUGCAAUGUACUUUUUUUAUAUAAAAAAAUCUCAUGUUUUUUAGCAAGAUCUGUUAUACUCAGAGCAUCAUCUGUAAUUUCUCUCAACUUUUCUUCUGGGUUUGCUCUUGAACUCAUGGUUAGAUUUCCAGGCACAUAUAGCCUGUUGAAGAGAAUAAACUGUUUGAUUCUGAUUUUUUUAAUAUAGAUAUACCAUGUAUCUAGCUAUAGAUUCACUUUUUAUGAAAUUUCAGGUGUUAUGUAUUCUUCUUUAGACAAUUCUGUAGUAUUUACUUUUGUAUCUAAAAUUCUUAUAAUGUCAUCAGAAUAUGAAUAUAUAAUAAUUGCCCAGAUUUAGUUUUGUAUCUCUUUUAUAUGUAUUUGGUGUAAAAUGUUACUGGUCAUUCGGAUAAAUAUUUAUCUUCUCGUUUACAAUGAUUUAUCUGCCAUUGUUUGUUUUUAUUGUAAUUAAAAGUGGGUACCUAAUGAAUGAAAUAUUAAGUAAUCCCUAUACCUAAUCCCUACUACUCACAUAUGGCUACCCUCACUCCAAAUCACUCCAAAUGAAAUAUUAAAUUUACACCAGGCAUUAUAAUCUGAAACAAAGACAAUGGUUUAGAAAAUAGUUUUCUAUUUUACAGAUGACCCUUAUCAAAUAAUUUAUAAAAUAAAUUCUCCAAGUUAAAAAAUAAACCAUCAAAAACAUGACAAAUGACAAGAAAAACUGUGACAUUUGACAUAAACAUAAACGUUUCGAAUUCAGAUUGUGAUGUUCACAGUACUUCUUGUAGAUACUUUUUUUUAGCAAAUAACUUUAUUACGUUGUGUUAACAUAACAUGUAGGUUAAAUAGGUAAAUAACUAAUAGAAGUUAGGCUAGAUUUUGAUUUCUCUUAACAACCUCUCAUGAACGUUGCAUUUAUGUUGUAUAGUAAUGUUAUUAGGUUCUCUUAAAGCAACAAUGCCGAGAGGCUUGACAGCGUUAUGUGCUAGCUGAGUAAGUUGUAAAUAAGUUGAUUAAAAAGAAAAUUUUUAUGUGUAUUGUAAACAUGUAAUGUUGUUUGAGCCACCUUGUAAGAGGUAUGUGGUUGAAAAUGGUAAAUAAUAGAACUUUUCACUACUGCUAUUGUACCGUUUAAUUUCACCAUUCUGCUCUUGAGUAAAAGGUGCGGUGGUUUCCAAAAUAAUUUUUUUCUAAGUGACUUUGUAAUUCAUGAAUCACAAACUCUCUACUGUUAUUACAUCGAACGGUUUUAGUUGUUUCCAGUCUGAUUUUUCGUUAUUUUUCGAAUUCUAAGAAUUUGGCAUAUGUAUCAUUAUUAGGUUUAAUAAAGCAAACCACUUGGAACAAAAUAGCCUCCGUUUUCAGUUUCUGUAACACUUUUGUUGAAAAGUUUUCUAGACUGUUUAUCAUAUUGACAAGUCUCGCAGAAAAAUUAUUUUAUAUUGUUGAUUUUUAUACCUGGAAUUCGUCCAUCGUUUACAUUUUUCCUUUAGCUCCUAGAAUACUUGAACAACUAUUUCAAGGAGGAGGGGAUCACCUAGGUUUGGUUCACAUAGUAUGGUUUUUUGGUGAAACCAAUUUUGAGUUCUUCUCUAUCGACAGGAUGCUAAGUAGGGCUAAGACAGUAUAUCGUAUCCAAGGUGAUGUUGGUGAACAAAAACUAAUUAAUGGGGCAGUUGUUAAUAUAACAGCUUCCCUCCUAAUUGACCCACAUAAGGUCUGGACAUUCCUCUAGUCGGAAUCGCACACCAGAGUAGAACUUUAUCAAUAAAUUUCGCUUUUUCUUUAUAUUUUAUAAUAUUUGGGUACUCUUCUAUAACAAUCUCAUUUUCAAAAUGUAUCUGUUAGACCUUGUGAAAAUAAAAUAGAUAUUUUGGAUUAUCUGGAUUUACUACUAAAGGAUGCUAGAGCUCGUUCUAUAAUUACACAAUGUGUAACUGAUCGUCAUUUGGAGUAAUAUUAAAGAGUCAAAGAUGCUUAUCAAAUAAUGACUGCGUUAGAAAAUGUUUUAGAAAGAAAAGCUCUUUUUCGAAGCUAUUCACCAGAAAAAACUUUUUUUUUAAGUUUUAAAGAUAAUUUACAAGAUGAUUUCAUAGUUUUAUGGAUUGAUCAGGAACUAAACUUGAUGACAGUGAUAAAAUUUGUCACUUGCUGAUUACAGUGCCAGGCACAUAUGAUACUAUGGAGAAACAAAUCGCAGUCACAGUGUAGGAAGAAAAUACAUGUUUCCAUAAUCAAAAACCUAGGGAGUAUUAGAGAACUAGCAUUCCAUAAUCUACAUAGAACAAGAAUGUUAUGUUGAGAAUAGGGUGUUAAUACACUGCGAACUAAAAGAUCUAUUGUGCCCCCUUCUGUCGCUAAUGCAUCAAGGGAAGGUAUCAAUGCCUAUAACGACCCUUCCAAUCUUAUCUUCUCAAGGAAGUGUAGGAUUUGGAGUGGCUUCAAGUUAGGAAAAUCUCUCUCUUCUAUUUGAUAUCCUCCUAGGUAUAGUGCCCUUGGAUUCUGGAGUGCUACACAUUCAGUGUACACAUUGAGUGUUACUGCCCGAUGCCUUUUUAAUCUCUCCUAAUAUUAUAUUACUGCUGAUACCGCAGAAUGGCUCAGGUCCUACAAAGAGUGUUUGAGCCCCUUUCCUUGCAAGACUAUCUGCAAUCUCGUUAACCUGUACCCCGUUAUGUCCCGGGACCCAAGUGAGAGUAACUCUAUUUUUCUCGCCUAGCUCAUUUAAUUGUUCUAAGGAUCUCCAGACCAUUUUUGAGCUGAUUAUAUAAGAGCUCAGCGCUUUGAUGGCUGCUUGGAUAUCGGACAUGAUGAUAAUUUCUUAUCUAUGAUAGUUUCUCUCGAUGUCAAACUGGAUACACUUCUCGAUGGCAUGAAUUUCCGCCUGGAAGAUGCUUGGGUAUUUUACCAAGCUUUGGGAGUGCUUGGUUCUCGGCCCAUACACUCCUAUUCCAGCUCCUUUUAUGGUUUUGGAACCGUCCGUAUACCACUGAAUAGCAUGUCUUUCGGUUGAAAGCGCGAUGGAUUCUUGGAUCCAUUCUUUCUUGCAGUCCAGCUCGGGUUUUAAAAUUUUUUACAAAACUGUACUUCUUCAGGAUUUCAUCAUGGGGCAUGUUCCAGGUAUGUUUAGUCCUAAAGCAAGUAAAAUUUCGUCUGAUUACUCCGUUCCUGAUCAUUCUAUAUCGUGUUCUUUUUGCCACAUUCUCCAUCAUCAGAUGUAGAGGGGUGAGGUUUAAGAGGCUAGUCUUUGUACUUUUGAGAUAUUAGCUCUCGUAGUAGCUAAACUAGUUCUGUUACUCUACUAUAUAGCCCCGUAAGUGAUGAUUGGUCACACUAUUGCAGUAUACAUUUAUCGCAGUAUGUUUGGGUUACAUCCCCAUCGUUUACCCGCAAUGUUUUUGCAUAAUAUUAGGGCUUUUGUGGCCUUAUUUACUACUUCCUUUUCAUGUGUGUUCCAGAGAAGUUUGUUGUCCAGGGUUAGGCCUAGAUAUUUGACUUCAUUUUUCCAUUCUAUAUCUAUCUUGUCUAAUUUAACCAUUUUGAGAUUAAGUUUCCUUUUUCUAGUGUAGUUUUUUUGUAAGUCCCACUUCACAACACCAUCUUUUGGUAUGUCCUAAUCCUCGUUGGACUAUAUCACAGGAUAUUUUUAAAUUUGCCUCUAGCAAAUAUAACUAUGUCGUCAGCAUAACCUUGACAGGGAAUGCCGAGGUCAGUCAAUCUGCAUGAAAGUUCGUUAGGCUCCAUAUAAGUGGGGACUGGACUCCUCCUUGUGGACAUCCUCUGGUUGUGCAGAUGGAGAUGGUAUCCUGCCCUGUAUGUGUCUCUGCAGUUCUCGUAGAUAACAGCUGAGCCAUCCAUCUGGAUGUGAUGUUAUUUACUUCUCUGUAUGCAAGUGCUCUUGUGACAGAUUCGUAUGGCGUGUUGUCAAAAGUUCCUUCUCUCUCUAGGAAGGCACACACGACCGUUUCUUUGUUUGUCAGUGCAUCCUGAAAUACGUCAGUCAACUGUACCAGGGCAGUUUCUGUAGAUCUUCAUGCUUGGUACGCGUGUUGGCUGUGGUGAAGUGGCACCCUCUCCAGAACUUCCGUUCUGAUAAAACAAGAAGCUAAUGGUUUAAGUUGUCGAAGCCAAGACAUCAAUGGAAAAAAGGAAACAUAGUUAUGGAAGUAGAUCUAGGUGAAAAAAUUAUAGUGAAUAUAGCAGAAGAAGAGGGCGAUGAUAAUUAGGAAGAUGAAAUAUUAUUUGCUGCACUUAAUGCAGAGAUGGAAGUAAAAUUUAAUAUAGAUAAUAUUAAUUUCGUCAUAGAAGAACAAAGUAUGACUGACUAAUAGCAGAAAAGAAAGGAACAAUUAGAAUAAAUUAGGGAAACAAAAAAAGUUAUAUUGGAAGCAUUAAUGAUUGAAGAUAUUACUUGUAAUUUACUAUCGUAAGAAAAAUAAAUCAAUAUGGUUAUAAAAAUAAAGUAUAGAUCUCAGACAAGAAAGGCUUAGUCAUGAUGUAUAACUUAGUAUGUAGCCACUUUUUUAAGAUCAUCAAAAAUUAUUUGAUGUGGUAAAUUGUGGAUCUUUAAUAAGUUCUUUUUGUGGAUCUUUCAGUUUUUCUAAGUCGUGUUAAAGCCUUCACAAAACGUCUCCAUAGCUCCAAUUUGGUCUGCAGGGUAGGAAGUAUGGAUUCUUGAUCACGUUUUGUUUUUCUUGACUCAUGUCGUUUUUAAAGGCUAAUUUCUGUUAAACCCUUGUUGAUCCUUGAGUUAUGUUGAAAAUGAGUGAUAUGACGUAAUCGCCUUCCACUGCAACCCAGAUGAAUCUAUUGUGACUCAUUUUUAACAUAUUUCUCUGUACAAGCCACACCUUUUGAUAAAGGCCAUGGUUGAAUUGGGUAAAACCUGUUUAAAAUCGGUAGGCUCCAGUCGGGUGAUUCCGAAUUCCUUGAACUUUGUUAUAUUUUAACACCUUAAAGACCAUAUGCACCAAUAUAGUAUCUGCUCACACCACGUGACCCUAUUGAGGCACACUGAAUUGUGAUAUUUAAAGUAUGGUGGAUCUAACAGAAACGCCUGUGCCGAUUGAGUGAUCUGGUCUCUGGGAAACAAAAAGUUGCCUUGGGUUGGAUGUUCUAUAUGAUAGUAUUUACAGAAAAGUCGUUCUUCUUAUCAAUGCCGUGGUUGUGUUCAAAGCAGUAACUUAAAACAAGAAUUUCGCGAAAUAGUCGUUCAUGCAAAUUCGAGAUGGAUGUUCAGUUGGUUAUAAAAAGUAUAUAGUAAGCGAAGGACGGUUAUCAGCUAUGAACAAACAUUAAAUUUUGACUUUUAUGUGGUUUUACUUUUCAACAAAUGAUAAACAGUUUUUUACUGAUAAUUUGACUUCCUUUGUGUAACAAAAGAAGAAAUAUUUUGUCGUCAACAAGAAAACGGGUGAUACUACUACCGGAAAGGGCAGACUUUGGUUACGUAGAAUGGUGCCAAAACUAAAAAAGUUUAUUUCAAUAAAUAAAUAAUAUAGGUACAAUAUGUCUACUUAAGUCGACACCGUAUUGGAAACUUUUUUAUUAUUAAUUUUAUACAAAAAAGUAAUUCUUUAUAAAAAGUUCUGAAUAGUUAAAAAUUUCAAAUAGAACCAUCAGAUAUUAAAAUUUAUCCCUCAUGUACGAAGUGUGUCGAAAAAUAUGAAUUUUAUGAAAGAGUAAAUUAUUUUUAUUAUCGAAAAUUAAUAUUAGGAAACGUUGAUCAUAAUUGAAAACUAGGACCAGAUAUCCAAUAUAAUCCAUCCAUCAUUAAAAAAAACCAUCUUUAAUAUUUUUUGCCAUAUGGAAAACAAUUUUUUUUGCUAUAUAGAUAAUAUUGCAUAUCUCACUAUAGUUUUAAAUUCUGAUCAACUUUUUCUUAUAUCAAUUUUCGAUAUUAUUGCAUAAAAUUCAUUUUUCGGUAAACCUCGUAUAUAACUAAAAAAACUUUGAAAUCUGAUAGUUGUAUUUUAGAUUUUAGACCAUGCAAAACUUUUUAAUUGGGAUUUCUUUUUCAUAAAACAAAUAAAUAUUAAAAAAGUUAAAAAUAAUUAACAAUAAUUAUCACAAAAGAGGAUGUUAAAACCGCGACGCCACUGGUAUAUAUUUUGUGAAUGUGCGAUCUAGUUUUAAACAUUUUACUCUUUGGCACUGUUCUACGUUUAUGAACCAAAACAUAAUGUAUUCUACGUAGAAUUUAAUUUUUAAUAUAAUUUAAUAUUUUUUUUAAUUGUCUUUUUUAUUCCAUGUGUUGUAUAUUCAGAG
This is a messenger RNA of Psylliodes chrysocephalus, 20036 nucleotides long. NCBI's taxonomy places the organism in Eukaryota, Metazoa, Arthropoda, Insecta, Coleoptera, Chrysomelidae. The record is from the annotation of a GenBank genome assembly.